GGGGAGACCCGGCCCAAGGGGCGGGCGCCCAAGGGCUGGGCGGGGUUCCCCGCUGCCUGUCCCGGGUGACAGGGGGAGGAGCUGGCUGCGAGAGCGAGGGUCCUGCUGGCCGAGGGUGCAGGGUCUGCGGCCGGGGAAUAGCCGUAGAGUAGGCCCCGGUGACGCCGCCAGCCCCUAGGGGACGGAAGCCCUAGUGUUGGGAUCCCGUGCUUGCCGGUUCCCCAGCCCUGACCUGGACUGGGCUUGGGGCUGGGUGGGUUUCACAGACCACCCGUGUCCACUAUGCUCCUGGAAGAAGUCUGCGUAGGCGACCGGCUGAGUGGCGCAGCGGCCCGUGGGGACGUGCAAGAGGUGCGCCGCCUCCUGCACCGUGAGCUGGUGCAUCCUGACGCCUUGAACCGCUUUGGCAAGACGGCCUUGCAGGUCAUGAUGUUUGGAAGUCCAGCGGUUGCUCUGGAACUUCUGAAGCAAGGUGCUAGCCCCAAUGUCCAGGAUGCCUCUGGUACCAGUCCAGUGCAUGAUGCAGCUCGCACUGGGUUCUUGGACACCCUGAAGGUCCUGGUGGAGCAUGGUGCCGACGUCAACGCGCUGGACAGCACUGGGUCGCUCCCCAUCCAUCUGGCCAUACGAGAGGGCCAUAGCUCCGUGGUCAGCUUCCUGGCUCCUGAAUCAGAUCUCCAUCACAGGGACGCUGCAGGUCUCACUCCCCUGGAGUUGGCUCGGCAGAGAGGGGCUCACCAUCUCGUGGACAUCCUCCAGAGGCACAUGGUGAUCCCAAUGUGACCCACGGUCACUGACUUCAGCCAGGGAGCCUCACUGGGUUACUUGUCAACCAAGGAGAAGAGAAACUUUCUCUUUUCACUCCCAGCCAUUGAUGAAGGGAGUGGGAGGAGGAGCGGUCUGUGGUUUACUGGUGUUGAUUUCUUGAGUGUGUGUGUUUGGGGGAUGUUUCUCAUUUGUUUUUCUCACCCCUUUGGUGUGUUGGACAGAGAAGGGGCUCCUACAGGCAACAGCCACCUAAAAAAAAAAAA
Molecule: messenger RNA, 1031 nt
Organism: Acomys russatus (golden spiny mouse)
Lineage: Eukaryota; Metazoa; Chordata; Mammalia; Rodentia; Muridae
Gene: Cdkn2d
Product: cyclin dependent kinase inhibitor 2D
Exons: 2
Coding region: 283-783 (166 amino acids)
Biological process (GO): negative regulation of cell population proliferation; regulation of cyclin-dependent protein serine/threonine kinase activity
Cellular component (GO): nucleus
Molecular function (GO): cyclin-dependent protein serine/threonine kinase inhibitor activity; protein kinase binding
Source: RefSeq, a predicted model, not a curated record